Molecule: messenger RNA, 2810 nt
Organism: Rhodamnia argentea
Lineage: Eukaryota; Viridiplantae; Streptophyta; Magnoliopsida; Myrtales; Myrtaceae
Product: mechanosensitive ion channel protein 6-like
Exons: 5
Coding region: 65-2563 (832 amino acids)
Biological process (GO): monoatomic anion transport; transmembrane transport
Cellular component (GO): plasma membrane
Molecular function (GO): mechanosensitive monoatomic ion channel activity
Source: RefSeq, a predicted model, not a curated record
GAAUCUAGCGAACGUACAUUGUCCGACCCAAUUAAGUAUUAAGCAGAACAAGUUUGUGAGGAGGAUGAACGCAGGGAACGGCAAGAUUUGGAGGGAUCCAAGCUACGACUUUUGGAAAGACGGAGGAGUUACCAGCAAUAAGGCGAACAGUACUGAUUCCAAAGUUGGUGACGGCGAGGAGUUCGAUUUCCAGAGAAGCGGCGAGAAGGGCUCGGAAGAUCCGCCGUCGAAGCUGAUCGGUCAGUUCCUGCACAAGCAGCGAGCUUCCGGCGAUUUCUCGCUCGACAUCGAUUUGGAGAUGCAAGAGCUCAAGCAAGACGACCACGACGAUGACGACUUCACGCCGCUGCCACCUUUGGAGGAGUCGCCAUUGAAGAGCCGGAACAAGGUGUCCUUUCACGAGUCCGGCUCGAGCGAGGCCAAGACCACCAAGGUUUCAGUGGAGAACCAGCAGCGGCAGCAGGAGGAGGGGAGCGCAGAUGGGCAAGUCUUGAGGUGCACGUCGAACGCGUCGUUUCAUAGCAACAGCUCGUUCAAGAGGAAGUCGCGGCUUCUGACCACGGCAGCAACGAAGAACAAGUCGAGGCUCUUAGGCCCGCCUGAUCAGACGGACAAGAAAUCAGAUCGAGGCUCGAAAUUAUCGUUGUCGCCGAAACGCGGUGGGGACGACGACGAGGAUGACCCUUUUGCGGGAGAGGACUUGCCAGGGCAGUACAAGAAGGCCAGGCUCAAUCUGGUGAUCCUGCUUGAGUGGGUGAGUUUGAUCUUGAUUAUAGGUGCAUUAGUCUGUAGCCUCACUAUUCCUUACCUUAGGAAGAGGACUCUGUGGAAGCUCAUGUUGUGGAAGUGGGAGGUAAUGGUGUUGGUGUUGAUAUGUGGAAGGUUGGUCUCCGGCUGGGGCAUCAGGAUCAUUGUGUUCUUUAUUGAGAGGAACUUUGUUCUGAGGAAGAGGGUUCUUUAUUUUGUUUAUGGAUUGAGGAAAGCAGUGCAAAAUUGUCUGUGGUUAGGGCUGGUAUUGGUGGCAUGGCACUUCCUGUUUGAUAAAAAGGUUGAAAGAGAGACCAAUAGCAAGGCCCUAUUGUUUGUCACCAAGGUCUUGGUUUGUCUCUUGGUUGGCACAGUGAUUUGGCUUGUGAAGACUCUUAUAGUCAAGGUCUUGGCGUCUUCCUUCCACGUGAGCACCUACUUUGAUAGGAUUCAGGAAUCUCUGUUCAAUCAGUAUGUCAUCGAGACCCUGUCAGGGCCGCCGUUAGUCGAGAUGAGGAAAGCGGAGGAAGAGGAGGAGAAGAUUGCGGUCGAAGUUGAGAAGCUGCAGAAGGCGGGGGCUGUGAUACCUCCCGACCUUAAUGCGGCUGUAUUGCCAGAGAAAGGUAGUGGGAGAGUGAUAGGUAGCGGGAGAGUACAAAAGAGUCCUAGAGGAAAGGACAAGGGGGAAGAGGGGAUUACAAUCGAUCACUUGCAUAAACUGAGUCCGAAGAAUGUAUCUGCGUGGAAUAUGAAGAGGCUGAUGAAUUUGGUGCGAUAUGGGAACCUCACGACACUGGAUGAGCAGAUAUCAGGUCAUGAUGAUGAAUCUUCGAACCAAAUAAACAGCGAAAGUGAAGCAAGAGCAGCGGCGAAGAAAAUUUUCCAGAAUGUGUCUCGGCAGGGAUCCAAGCACAUAUAUCUAGAGGACUUGAUGCGGUUUAUGCCAGAAGAUGAGGCUGUCAAGACAAUGAGUCUAUUUGAAGGAGCAUCAGAGAGCCAAAAAAUUAGCAAAUCAUCAUUAAAAAACUGGGUGGUUAAUGCUUUUAGAGAACGAAGAGCGCUAGCUUUGACGCUGGAUGAUACUAAGACAGCUGUGAACAAACUCCAUCGGAUGGUCAACAUUCUAGUUGGCAUCCUCAUAGCCAUUGUAUGGCUCCUUAUACUAGGAAUUGCCACGAAAAAAGUUCUGCUUCUCAUAAGCUCCCAGUUGCUGCUUGUGGUAUUCAUAUUUGGAAACAGCUGCAAAACUACAUUUGAAGCGUUAAUUUUCUUGUUUGUGAUUCAUCCAUUUGACGUCGGCGAUCGUUGUGAAGUUGAUGGGGUGCAGAUGGUUGUGGAAGAGAUGAACAUCCUAACGACUAUUUUCCUAAGGUACGACAACCAGAAGAUAAUAAUUCCGAACAGUGUUCUUGCUACUAAGGCCAUCAGUAACUACUAUCGAAGUCCCGAUAUGGGCGAUGCAGUUGAAUUCUGUGUGCACAUAUCUACACCAGCUGAGAAGAUUGCAAUGAUGAAACAGAGAAUAAUAAGUUACAUUGAGAACAAGAAGGACCACUGGUACCCCGCACCAAUGUUCAUAUUCAAGGAUGUGGAAGAAUUGAACAGGUUAAGAAUAGCAGUUUGGUUGACGCAUAGGAUGAACCACCAGGACAUGGGCGAAAAGUGGGCAAGAAGAGCCAUCCUGGUGGAGGAGAUGGUCAAGAUUUUCAGGGAACUUGACAUCCAAUACCGGUUACUGCCCCUCGACAUCAACAUCCGUGCUAUGCCUCCAGUGACCUCAACCGCUCCUCCUACCUGGACUACACCUUCUGGCUGAGUACAUGCAGGGCAGGGGGUUUGUUUUAGUAAAAGGGAAGAUUCAAUUAGAAAACAAGAGUGUCCUGAUAUUUUAAAAUGUCCAGAUGCCAGAGCAAUUUGCAUAGAAUUAGCUUUGAAUGGGAUCGGUUGUUUUCGAAUAUCUUGGCUGGUCUAACUAAAUUUAGUUUGAGGUACAUAUACACUGGAGUAAGAGCCUCUGAGUAUGGGCAGCACUGGAGUCUUCUUUAUCCAUUUCUUUUCAUAUA